AAUGAACAAGGAGCGUUGUAAUAUUUACUACUUUCUGACCUAAAAUGGCUAGCUUUGUUAUAUUUCUUGUGUUUAUUUUUUGUCUACCAAUUGUUUACUUGGAUAAUGUUGAUGAUUAUUUAAAAGCUGUUUUGCAUUCAGUUGACAAGAUAGUAAACUUCUAUCAGAGCGAUUACAAAAACCUUAAUGUGGACGGGUUAUUUGGUGUUCGCGUCUUGGAAGGACACCUGGCAGCUAUAAUCAAAGACUAUGAGUCUGGCAAGUUACAACACCUGAAUCAGUCACAGGUGGACCAGAUGCGAAGACUGAAGAAAACUGCCACCACAAUUUGUGACCAGGCCUUGGAACAUGUCAGAAAGGAUGGCGAGAAAUACUUCAGCCUGAUGGGGAUGGUAUUACGGACGCCAUGGGACAACUUUGACACCUCCUUCAAAAAGGUCAACUUGACAUUAGAGUGGACACAAGCGGAGUAUGACAGGGCUAAACGGGAAGUUCACAUGGAUGAGAGCGUCAGUGACCGGUGCAUGAGUGAGUUGAUGGGCUCCCACAAGCCGCGGGGCCAGCCCUGUGACAUCAGCCAGCAGUGUGCCCUUGACAUGACUGCCCCAGGGUUGCUAGGAUACGGCAUCACUCACCAGCUGCUCUGGACCAUGCUCGCGGAGAAGGUGGGCUGUUCAAAGAAGCUGUCAGAGGGGCUGAUGAUGCUGCGUCAGCGAAGCCUUGUAAGCCUGCGCCAGGAGAUGUGCACCAACAACUUCCUGCAGAUGCAGAACAUGCGUGCCAAGUUCCCUGGUGGAGUUCUCCCCCCUGCCUUCCAGGACCUCUUACUCGAACAAUUGUUCGUAUGCCCCAGCCUCGGUUACCAUGAGUUUCUGCAGCUGGAGUUCCUGCCUCAGGUGCUGUCAUGGCAACACAGUAAUGGCUGCUACGGGAAAAUGCCACGCAUGAAGUAUAAAUCAGAAAUAGACGAAAAAAUGAGAGAGAUGAUGGGAGACAUUGAUGAAGAUUACAUUGAUUCACAGGAGAAGGUCCUUCCACCAGAAUAUUUGAGGAAGAAAAAUCCCUUGGUGAAGAAUAUGAAUAUACCUCAGCAGGGGCAUGACUAUUUGAAUAUGCCUUUGCCAGGGCAUAAUGAAGCAGCUAAGGUAGGGGUUGGUCUGAAAAUGGAUCAUCAUCGCCAAGGAAGAAAAUUGCUGGUGGAGAAAACUAUGACAGGCAACUGUCUUGCACACAAAACAGCAGUAGCCAGUGGAGCAUUAGUGUUGUAUUUACGUUACCUGACAUUGGAGCAUUCACCUUUGACCUUGACCCUCAGAAGGUCACAAAGUGCUGGAACCGAAUUUUGAAGGCCUUUGCAAACAGUUUGGAUCCAGAUGAGACGCCACAGAACUGUUUGCUAUUCUGAUAGUAUUCUUUGAAAAAAAUCAAAGAAAAUGUUAAUUUUAGACAUUCAGCAGACAACAUUUUAGCAGACAACAAAUUUCCCAGCAUGCAAAGGGUUAAGUGUCAUCCCAGAUAAGCCUUCAAAAUACAGACAGGCUUCACAGACUUGCUUUAAACGGAAAAUACCACGAAACUGCAAAGUUUUGUCCAUGAUUGUGCAGGCUGCACAGGCUAAUCUGGGAUGACAUGCAUUAAGCCCAGUUUUCCCAGAAAGAGGCUCUUGUAUAUUCAGACUAGAGAAAUUAUGGAAACAACUUUCAAGUGUGAUGUGUUGUAAAUGAAUCUUUACAGAGAUAGCAUUAUCAAUGGAUUAAUAUACUAGUUUUAAUUAAUUCAACUUAUGCCAGGAUUGACUUUCAAAUGGAUAAAUUUAUGGACUGAUGCAUUUAUAUUUGAAAAUAAUGCCGGCAAUUUAUGAAUAAACUUAACUGGUGGGUUAACUUCUAAUUGUAAAACAUUAUGAAUUUUACUAUUAAAUUAGUUCAUUUUAUAUUAUUCAUUUUCAUUUAUUCAGUAAAUAUAUUUCAGAAACUAGAGUUUACAUGAAUUUGAAAGGUGAGUGAUAUUAACCAUUGUACCUUCUUGCAACGAAAUCAUAGAUUUUACAUUGUGUGUGCAAUUCUUGUCAAAGAAAUCAUGAUUUUGUUUUUGUAUAAACACAAUGCUGGGUUUGAUGUUUGUCAUUACAAGUGCAACAUCUGAACAUGUAAUAUACUUUAUAUGUGCCAUAGUUUAUUGUUGUGCCUACAAUAUUUAAUCUUAUUAACAAAUAGUGCAAUUAUUUGUAAAACUACUCAUAAACAGGCAGAAACAAUGCACAAUUGUAAAAUAUGGUUCUCAUUUCCAUUUGCAAAUAUUAAUAAAAUCAGAGUCAAAAUAAUAAGCCAGUCUCUGGGAAAAUAGGGCUUUAUGCAUGAGCAAAUUUGCAAAUAGACACAUUGUCAAUCUUAUUUCUUUUUUUUCUUUUUUUUGCCGUUUGUAUUCUCACUUAAUUUUUGCAAUAUGAUGGAAAUUUCAUAUGCAGACUUUUUAACGGAUUGGAAGAAUUAUUUUAUCUGUUAUAAGUUUUAUGGUUUGCUUUUGAGCUCACCUGAGCACAACUUGCUCUUAGUGAGAUAUUGUGAUAACCUUUUAUCUUAUUUGUUGUCCGUCAUGCAUCGUCCAUCAUCAAUAUUUGCCUUGUGAACUCUAUAGAGGCAACAUUAAUAUCCCAAUCUUUCGGUCACAACAUUUGUCCAAAUAAUACCUCAGUCGAGUUCAAAUCUCUUCAUAUGGGGCUUAUAACAAGGUCACUAUGUUAAAUUGACAAACAUUGAUACCAUUCUAGAUACCACAUUUAUAGUCUAAUCUUUAUUAAACUUGGUCUGAAUUCUUGUUCCAAAGAUAUCUCAGCUGAGUUUAAAACAGGGUCAUCUGGUGUAACAAAAUUAGGUCACACAGUCAAAUGAAAUAAAAAGCUUGUGGACAUAAUAGGACACAUUUAUUGUCAAAUCACUAUGAAACAUGACGUGAUAAUUUAUCCCAAUCAUAUCUCAAAUGGUUUCGAAACUGGAUCACAUGGGAUCAAAAUUCUGCUAACAGGGUCAAAUUAUAGUAAAAGCUUGUGAACACUCUUCAAUUUAAGUCACGUUUGUUUAUGCCAUCUUUACGAAGCUCAACAUUGGUUUUAAUGAUAUCUCCUACUUUUGAGAUAAUGUUCUUAUUCAUUGAAAAACCAUGGUUGCCGUGAUAUGGGGCAGUUUUCCUAAUCUGGCUGUAGUAAAUUAACACGAUUUAAAUGCUAGAGAAAUUAAAGACUUGUUAUGAAACUUGCACAGAAAAUUUGUGUGUAUUUGAGUUCAAAAAUGACUUAUCAUAAAUUUAUCAAAAAUAUGUCGCCAGGUGUUGAAGCAGUUUUCCUUUUUAAGUUAAUUGUGAAACCUUCUGAGCACUUUUUGCUCCGAACAAUUAAGUUCCAUGGGGUCUCAAGUGAGCAGCUUGGGGCCUUUGACCCUUUUAAGCAAAAUCAUGAUUGUGUGUUUGCCUGUACACAUUUGAUGUGUUGUAUUAAAAGUUUUCACUAUACUUUCCUGUGCACGUUUUGUAUAUGUGUUCUUCACAUUUUUUUUGAUUUGUGUUACAUUGCUUUAAACUAGUUUUUAAUUUUUAAAUGUUUGCUGACCUUAUCUGAAAGUUUUGAAUUUUAAAAGUUGAAAGUUUUGUUUUAAAACUGUAUCCCCCCGAUUGACAGUUGUCAUUAGUUUUGCAAUAUUCUUUGUAAAUGACAAUAUAAUUGUGUCAUAGUCUACAAAAAUCAGUACAAACGAGGAAAAUUCACAUUUUCGUUUUUUGUCAUUUUUUAAAAGAUGAAUGCAAGCAUAAGUCAAAUCCAAAGUUUUAGGUUUCUAACUAUAAUAGUUUUUGAAAUAUUGAGUUUUGAACACAUGCACCCUUUAUACGAUCUUAUAGCUAAAUAACGGUUUUCUAUAUCAAUUGACAUUGACAACAAACUCUUUUGUAAAUACAGUAUACAUGCAUUUACUGUAUAGCAUUCACACAUAGAUUCAAUGCAUUAGUAGAACUGGCCAUGUUUUUCACAUUUUAUGUUCAAACAAAAACAAACAUUUGAACACAGUGGUUGCUAUGGUAACGAAUUUACAUAAAAAAGAUUAUUUUCAUUAAAAUUGUCUAAAUAUCAGGAAAAAAACUUAAUAUUUACGUUUUUGUCAAUUAUAUGAUUAAACUGCUUACAUUCAAUGAUCUUUGUUUCAACAUGACAUUUAUUUAAUACAUAGUAACAAAAAGAAUCUAAGAAAAUAGGUUGAGUUAUAGUGCAACAUGUCCUUUUUUUUAGAAAAGAUCCACAUAUUUUACAGUGUAUUUAUUUCAAUCCAUUAAAGACUUCGCCCAACGUAAACAUCAUACAUGGUAUUUAAAAGUGCCAUACAUAUAUGCUGGUAAAAAAAGUUAAUGUACAGACAUUUUGCUGAUGGUAAUCAUGGUUACCAAGGCAACAAAAAGAUAAAAUAUCGAUUUUUACUGUUUUGAACAGCAAAAACACCUUAUUUUAUUAGUAAAUCCUUUCGCAUACAUAUCAAACAUGAAAAA
Molecule: messenger RNA, 4530 nt
Organism: Dreissena polymorpha
Lineage: Eukaryota; Metazoa; Mollusca; Bivalvia; Myida; Dreissenidae
Product: UPF0764 protein C16orf89 homolog
Exons: 8
Coding region: 45-1346 (433 amino acids)
Cellular component (GO): cytosol; membrane
Source: RefSeq, a predicted model, not a curated record